GAAGAAUUCACGGAAGCACAUGUUAACCAGUGUGGAAAUGUGUUCAUCUCCACUGCAUGUUUACAGUUUGCCUUUGUUUUAAUCUCCAACUACAAGCACUCACGUUGUUUGCCUCUCGCUGUAACGUCUCUCAUUGUUUGCUAACGUUUAACGAGCAAGUUUAAUCCAUUUCCAUCAUGGUUCGAGCAAAAAGGGGCAAGCCGGUAAAAAAGCCAAAAAAGACAGAGCGAUAUGAUGAAGAUGACCCUGAAGCCUACAAGAACAUGCCUGUCCCUGAUAAGAAAUCGUCACAAUACACAAAGGACAAAAUUGACAAGUUUCACGACGAAAAGAUUGCAAAACUUCUCGCCAGUGGCGUCCAGAUGGAGAGCGACCUGGAGGAACUCGAUGAUGAGGAGGAAGUGAUGGCCCUGGACGAUUCUGAAUCAGAGGAGGAGGAGGAGGAAGAAGAGGAAGAAGAGGGGACAGACAUGGAGAGUGAUCUAGAGGAGAAAAAGGAAGAAGAGCUUCCUAAUGAAAUGGCGUGGGGCACCAAGAAGAAGAUGUUCUAUGACACUGACUACGUGAGCACCAAAGGGAGAUUGCAAGAAGAGUUGGAGGCUGAGGAGCGAGAGGAAGAAGAAGAGGCUAAAAGAAUCCAAAACCGUCUAGCUGCAAAUCUGAGCGAGGAGGACUAUGAUUUGAACUUUUUUCAGGAAUUUGCUGGGGAAGAGAAAGAUGAAAAUAAGACCAUAGAAAAGGAGGAGAGGAUUGUGAAAGACCUGGAGCACAUGUCCCAGAAAGAAAAAAUGAAACUUUUGAAGAAGGAGUCACCAGAGCUACUUGAACUUAUUCAGGACUUUAAGACAAAGCUCACCGAACUGAAGGAUGAGCUACAGCCCCUCGUACAGAUGGUGAAGGAUGGGAAGAUCCCACCAGGAAAGGGUGCUGACUACCUUAAGACAAAACAGCAACUUUAUCUCAAUUACUGCACAAACAUCAGUUUCUACAUGGUGCUGAAAGCAAAACGAAUCCCUGCUCACAACCAUCCUGUGAUCGAGAGGCUGCUCACCUACAGAAGUCUCAUCAAUGAACUGGGCACGGUAGAUGCUCGACUUGCACCACAGUUUCGCAAGCUACUGUCUGGUGAGGAAAAAGAUUCGACCACCAGCAGACCAGCAGAGUUCAGGAAGACCGGGGUCUCCAGUAAGAAGGGAAAGGAUUCUGCAGAAAAUAUGGCUGAGAUUGAAGAGGAUUUGGACUCUGACCUGAACGAGGAAGCUGCUUUGCGUUUCUACAGAGACGUAGAGAAGCAGGUGAAACUGAAGAGAAAGGCCAAAGACCCAGAGGCAGAAGACUUGGAGGAGACUGAAGAUGAGGAGGAAGAGCCUGACCCAGAUGCCAAGAGAGGAAUCACUUACCAGAUGGCCAAGAACAAGGGGCUCACACCAAAGAGGAAGAAAAUUGAUCGCAAUCCCAGAGUCAAGAACAGAGAGAAGUUCAGACGGGCUAAAAUCCGUAGAAAGGGCCAGGUCCGUGACGUUCAACGGCAGGAUAAAAGAUACAGCGGAGAGAAUUCUGGUAUUCGUGCUGGUGUCAAGAAGAGCAUCAAACUUAAGUGACCAAGAGAGAAUCCAAUGUAGGUUGCCAAGUGUAACCACAGGUUUGAAAAAACACCAUUGGACUAUUCUAUUCUAGUUUAUUACAGGUUACUCUUGUAGGACAACAUGUAUUGUAACUGAAUUGUUCCAUUGUCUGUCCUUGUUGUAGAAAAGAUGUCAGUGUGUGUGCUAUGUCAUUGACAAUGUAAAUAAACAUUUUAUAAACUUUCAA
Messenger RNA from Scatophagus argus, 1812 nucleotides. RefSeq names its product UTP3 small subunit processome component (gene utp3). Gene Ontology annotation, biological process: maturation of SSU-rRNA from tricistronic rRNA transcript (SSU-rRNA, 5.8S rRNA, LSU-rRNA). NCBI's taxonomy places the organism in Eukaryota, Metazoa, Chordata, Actinopteri, Scatophagidae. Gene Ontology annotation, cellular component: small-subunit processome; nucleolus. The record is from RefSeq and is a predicted model, not a curated record. The transcript is spliced from 16 exons. Bases 177 to 1601 code for a protein of 474 amino acids.